ACAGAGGAAGCAUUUCUGCUGUGUGACCUUUACAGCAGGGCGAUCUUCAGGAAGGACGACCAAGAAUGCGAGAGCUGUGUGGAACUACUGUUUGUGAGAGGGGCUGGGAAUUGCCAGGAGUGCGAUACCCCCCUGCGGAAGAGUAACUUCAGGGUACAGCUCUUUGAGGACCCUGCCGUUGACAAGGAAGUGGAAAUUCGGAAGAAAGUGCUGAAAAUAUACAAUAAAAGAGAGGAUGACUUUCCCAGUCUAAGUGAAUAUAAUGAUUUCCUGGAAGAAAUAGAAGAAAUUGUAUUUAACUUGACCAACAAUGUGGAUUUGGAGAACACCAAAAGGAAAAUGGAACUGUACCAGAAGGAUAACAAAGAAGUCAUUCAGAAAAAUAAGAUAAAACUGACACGGGAGCAGGAAGAGCUGGAGGAAGCUUUAGAGGUAGAGCGACAGGAAAAUGAACAAAGGCGACUGCUCAUACAGAAAGAAGAACAACUACAACAGAUGAUAAAAAGGAAGAAUAAGCAGGCACUCUUGGAUGAUCUGGAGAGCUCCAAUCUUCCUGCUUCACUGCUUUUAGCUCAGCAUAAGGACAGAUCUACUCAGCUAGAAAUGCAACUGGAAAAACCCAAACCUGUUAAACCAGUCACGUUUUCCACUGGCAUCAAAAUGGGUCAGCAUAUUUCACUAGCUCCCAUUCAAAAGCUAGAGGAAGCUUUGUAUGAGUAUCAGCCUCUGCAAGUGGAGACAUAUGGACCACAAGUUCCAGAGCUUGAAAUGCUGGGAAGGCUUGGGUAUCUCAACCACGUACGAGCCGCCUCUCCGCAGGAUCUUGCUGGGGGCUACACUUCUUCUCUUGCUUGUCACCGAGCCUUACAGGAUGCUUUCAGUGGUCUUUUCUGGCACCCCAGUUAGCCAGUGUGCAUCAGCCUGUGAUCAAGGGACACCGAACGGAGCAAGAAGCAAAUCAAGCCAGCAAAGGUUGGGUAAAAUUGCUGCCAUCUGCACAACGGCUAAGCUGCAGUCACUUUUCUGUGUCAAACCAGCUGUGUUUAAGUGUUAAAGGGGGAAAAAAAACCCCCGUCUGCACGAGAGCUUUGUAAAAUGGUAGAUACAUUUUUGUGGAGGGGGAAACUCAUUAGUCAUGUGGCACUUUGCUGAGGGAGGCUGAAGCAAUAAGCCACAUCUAAUGGAAGAUGUGAAUAACUCAGCUGUGUAUGUUUGAGGUUUAAAGAAAUACACUUGUAAAUUUUUUUUAAAUAAAGCCAGACUUUUUUAUUAAAGUUUGUGGUUUUACUCUUAUUGCAGGGUUUUAUUUGCACAAGCAUUUAAAUGCCAUUUUGAUUAUAACAUUUAGUGUCAAUAUUCAAGCCUACGUUUUCUUCCCAUAAAACUAGUUUCCCCAGUUCAGACAAGUGGGUUUUUCCUCCUGCCAGCUGGAUGAGACGAGAAACCCCGGAACCAUGCCGACACGACUCUUAUGCGGGAUCCUUCCUGAUGUCACUUGGUUCUUACCUUUGUCUGGAAAAACAAAUCUUUAGCUGAAAGUCUUUCAACUGAGCUCCUCUAGAAGCAAUCUAAGAAGCCUCGAUACAAGGCUAGGUCAUUAAAGUAGUCAAAAUUGGUUUUGUUUUUUUCCUGUUUAGCUCCGUUUUGCAACUUUUCUGUCACGUGUUCAGGAGCUUCUUUUGGCAGGAACAUCCCUUUGUCUGGCUUUUGGGAUGACCCUUGCCACUUGAUCUGCUGCUUUUAUGUAUUCCUUCCCCUCUCCUUGUAGUGGAACGUAGAUGAAUUGCAGCAGAGAUGGGCUUCCUGUGGCGGGAUUGGUCUCUGCCCUGAGUGUGUGUGAACUGCAGGGGAUGGGAAACCGCUCAGGACAGCGAGCGCCUCCAGAGCAAAGCCUGGACCAUGUUUUAUGGGUCAUCUGUUAAUAGCUGUUGAAUACUGCUCUGAGGAGUGUACUAAACAAAUGUACUUUUUCGAUGUUGUAAUAAAGAGAAGAAUAAGC
Pygoscelis adeliae (Adelie penguin) is the source of this 1999-nucleotide messenger RNA. It is a transcript of the gene MNAT1, whose product is annotated as MNAT CDK-activating kinase assembly factor 1. Gene Ontology annotation, molecular function: cyclin-dependent protein serine/threonine kinase activator activity. Gene Ontology annotation, cellular component: transcription factor TFIIH holo complex. NCBI's taxonomy places the organism in Eukaryota, Metazoa, Chordata, Aves, Sphenisciformes, Spheniscidae. The transcript has 8 exons. The record is from RefSeq and is a predicted model, not a curated record. The annotation marks the transcript as partial. Gene Ontology annotation, biological process: positive regulation of cyclin-dependent protein serine/threonine kinase activity; nucleotide-excision repair; regulation of transcription by RNA polymerase II.